Molecule: messenger RNA, 1392 nt
Organism: Acanthosepion pharaonis
Lineage: Eukaryota; Metazoa; Mollusca; Cephalopoda; Sepiida; Sepiidae
Source: the annotation of a GenBank genome assembly
AUGAUCUAUCAUGGCAUUGUAAAAGAUCUCUUCCCACCUGGGUCUGUGAUGUCUUUACAAUUAGUGGCUCAAAAAGUGCAUACAAUUGCUGCUGUUGGAUGUUGGGAUCAUUGUGUGUGCUCUGCUGAGGGUUUGAAGACUGUUGACAAAUGUUAUCCUUGUCCCCUGGCCAAUGGGGACUUCAGUACCAAGACUGGUUUGCUGUUGAAAGAUACUUAUCAGCCUUUACUGUCUGCCUUGGAGGAUUAUGUACACAGCAUGAACAACAUUACUUCUGGAUCGGAAUUGUCUCUGCAGAAGAUCGUAGCUGAUCCAGCACACAGUUUGUCUCUUUUCACUCGCCUGCAGACUACGGCUCGCAUGGUUUUAUCGUGGUGUUAUUCUAAAACCCAUGAAUUCCUAGCAAGCUGGUCCAUUAGCUCUUUUAUUCUUCUCACGCAAACAGAUUUAAAGAUUUUAUCUGAUGAAACUAAGCGAGCAGUAUGCGUGGCUCAGACUUUGUGCACAAGUCUAUCCCAGUAUAAUUCGUUGCAAGAUGCCUACAUACAUUCAGCACUCACAGAAGUUUACCAUGACCUGGAAGACAUCAAUUCACAGCUGCAGUCCCUGUCUGGCUCAGUGAUGAAACUGUUCUCUGAGAACUGUGGGAAGAUUUCCAGGCAGUUCUUUCAGAACAAUAUGCCUGGCGGGAAGGUCUGGAGAAGUAAGAGUGUUGGGCUUAGAAAACGGAGUUCCAGACACCUACCAAAAUCCAAUUCUGAUUGUAAAAAAUCCAGAUCUGGAUAUAAUAUAGACUACACUGUUGAACAACAGGAUUAUGUUGAACACGCUUUGGAAACGAUCCUUGAGCCUGUACUCGAUGGAGUUAGUAAGCUAAAAGUUACAUCUCAGCUGAGUGUUAUUUCCAUGGCAACUGUUGCCAUGUGUGAGGCUUGGACAGAUUACAUUCUCAAAGAAAAAAUCAAAUUUAGUUUGCAUGGAGCUCAUCAACUUGGAGCUGACUUCACUUUUGUCCGCACGUGGCUUAGUACUGCCAUUCAGAAUAAUGAAGUACGCCAGAGUAUUACUCAGCUGUCAGUGUUCAACUAUCUCAAUGGAAUUGUACUUCUACUACAGAGACAACCAAAACGACGAGGUUCAAGCCGAUUUACAGAUCCUUGCUCCACAGACGAUAUCAAUUCUGAUAAUGUUGAAGGCAACGAGGCAGACAGCAGCCGAAGAGGAGCAUCUGCAGCAAGUUGUGAGUCUGCAGCAGAAAGCACCACACCCAAUGACGAGAAAGAUAUUUGCAGCGUCCCAAACACAGAAGAUUGGUUGGCGUUGAGAGUCUGCGGAGGCUCUCGUUCCUGGAAAUUCCCUUCUUGUUUCAAUAUACAACGUGAAGAUUCCUGA